UGACUGUCAGGUCUGUGGGGAUUGGGGGAAGAGGGCGGUGGAGACAGAGGGGCUGUACAGGAAGGCCUUGACGCAGGACAGCAAAGGUGAGACCAACGUGAAGGAGAAGAGGCCUCUGUUGCAGACACCCUCUGGCCAACAGGCUUCCUUGGCAUCUCUGGCUUCCAAGAUGGUCCCCUGGUGGAGGUCUACUCAGCUGGUGGCAAAGGGACGAAAUCUAGCAACGGCAGCUGCCAGAGGGCACCACAGUGAUGGGUCAGGUCGGACAUGGAAGAUCUUGAGCUUUGUGGUGGCGCUUCCUGGCGUGGCUAUCUGCAUGCUGAAUGCCUACCUGCAAAGCACGAACCACCCACACGAACCCCCGGAGUUCAUUCCGUAUCACCACCUGCGCCUCCGAACGAAGCCUUUCCCUUGGGGUGAUGGAAACCACACCCUCUUCCACAACCCUCACACCAACCCCCUGCCCACAGGCUAUGAAGAGGCAGGUAGACACCACUGAGCCACUGCUGCGCCCUCUUUCUGCCACUGAGCAGAGGACAAUAGGUCCCUUUCUAUCUUCACCACCACGUUGGGACAGACCUCCUUACCUGAGGGCAAUAAAAACACAUCUCAAAGGA
Messenger RNA from Hemicordylus capensis (graceful crag lizard), 617 nucleotides. Its product is annotated as cytochrome c oxidase subunit 6A, mitochondrial. Bases 170 to 499 code for a protein of 109 amino acids. The record is from RefSeq and is a predicted model, not a curated record. Gene Ontology annotation, molecular function: enzyme regulator activity. Gene Ontology annotation, biological process: mitochondrial electron transport, cytochrome c to oxygen. The transcript has 3 exons. Lineage: Eukaryota; Metazoa; Chordata; Lepidosauria; Squamata; Cordylidae. Gene Ontology annotation, cellular component: mitochondrial inner membrane.